This is a messenger RNA of Oryza brachyantha (malo sina), 1050 nucleotides long. RefSeq names its product phospholipase A(1) DAD1, chloroplastic. Gene Ontology annotation, biological process: lipid metabolic process. The coding region runs from base 1 to 1050 and encodes 349 amino acids. The transcript has a single exon. The record is from RefSeq and is a predicted model, not a curated record. Gene Ontology annotation, molecular function: glycerophospholipase activity. Lineage: Eukaryota; Viridiplantae; Streptophyta; Magnoliopsida; Poales; Poaceae.
AUGCGGAUUGGUAGGCAGUGGGCGGAGCUCCAGGGCGCGCGGGACUGGGACGGCCUGCUUAACCCGCUCGACGGCGCGCUCCGCGGCGAGCUCGUCCGGUACGGCGAGUUCGUCCGCGCCGCGUACGCCAGCUUCAACUUCGACGGCGGCGCACCGUCGUACGGGUCCUGCCGGUUCCCGAGCAACUCCCUGCUCCGCCGCUCCGGUCUCCCCGAGACCGGGUACCGGGUCGCCCGGCUCCUCCAUGCCGCGUCGACGUCGGCGCCGUGCUGGCUGUCGUGCCGCUCGAGUUACAUUGGCUACGUCGCGGUGUGCGACGAAGAGGAGGAGAUCGAGCGGCUCGGUCGCCGCGACGUCGUCAUUGCGUUCCGCGGCACGGCGACAUGCAGCGAGUGGGUGGACAACUUCAAGUCCACUCUCACCCGCCUGCCGCUGACCACCUCGCCGCGAUCAGCCGACGGCGAGGCGGCGCCGAUGGUUGAGAGUGGAUUCUGGAGGCUCUUCACCACCCCGGGCAAAGCGCACAGCAGCCUGCAGCACCAGGUGCGCGGCGAGGUGCAGCGAAUCAUCAGCGAGUACGGCGGUAAGGGCAUGCCGCCGUUGAGCAUCACGGUCACCGGACACAGCCUCGGCGCCGCGCUCGCGGUGCUCACCGCCUACGAGAUCACGACGACUUCCGCCAUGCAAGGCCACGGCGGCGCGGCGCCGAUGGUGACGGCCGUGUCGUUCGGCGGGCCGCGCGUGGGCAACGCGGCGUUCCGGCGAAGGCUGGAGGAGAGCGGCGGCAAGGUGCUCCGCGUCGUGAACUCGGACGACAUCGUGACCAGGGUGCCGGGGUUCCCCGACGCCGACGAUUGCGGCGGCGCUCGGGACGACGCGCCGGCGAAGAGGAAGCCGAGGUUUCCGAGGUGGCUUGUGUCGAAGAUGGGUUGGGAGUACAGCGACGUCGGCCGCGAGCUGCGCCUUUGCGGCCAGGACACGUGGAGCAACGUGGUUGCAUCGCAUGACCUUGAUCUGUACCUCAAGCUCGUGGCAGCCUGCACAUAUUAG